Molecule: messenger RNA, 2349 nt
Organism: Toxoplasma gondii ME49
Lineage: Eukaryota; Apicomplexa; Conoidasida; Eucoccidiorida; Sarcocystidae
Exons: 6
Coding region: 296-2044 (582 amino acids)
Source: RefSeq, a predicted model, not a curated record
ACGUUUCGCCUAUCCUUUUCCACAAGUCUCAAUAUUCUGGUCUGCUUGUCCAGUUCUUUUGUGUUUGUCUGUCUCGGGGCAUCGCAUUUGGCUGUCAAGCCGGCGCCGCCCUCCCGCUCUCUCGUUUUUCUUGGUCGCAAAACAGCAAUUUAAAGUCCGAGAAUUCACACGUUUAUGUAGACCAGUUGAGGGCACGUGUCUGUUGUGAACGUAGAUACCGAGCUAUAUCCUUGUUUCGAUCAUAUGUCAAUCGAAAAAAUUCGGUCUUCGCUCGUGUAGUGUUGGUGAGGAGAAAAUGAGUCGAGCAUACGCGGACUUGGUUGUUUCGCGGAAGGCGAAGGCCCCGCCUUUCUCGGUGGAUAACAACGAUGGGCGGCCAAAACGUCCAAAUCGGGUUUGGUUCGACAGAGACAGGGCAAAAGCGUGCAACGAUAUGAGACGAGAAUAUCCUCUCCACUACUACAUUUCGUCCUACGACGUCUACGCGUUUCUUGCCACCCUUAGGCAGGGUGCAGAUCCUGCGAAAAGAGAUGCUGCUGGACGCACCCCUCUCGACCUUGCUGUGCAGAUGGCAGUGGAGCUAAUUGAGACGUCGCUCUGCACGUCUUUCCCUAUCGACAAUAUCGACGUUACUCCGGCGGCAACUUUGAAGCCAGCGAAAGACUCUCCGCCAGAAAGUCGUCCGGAGACUUUCACCAAUCCCUUUCGGGUAAAGUACCGCGACGCGAACGCCAGCAUGUAUGUUCAGCACGAUAUCAUGCGGUAUCGCUGCGCAGACUCGGAUGUCUACAAAUCCUGUCGGGAGCCGCCAUUCCCUCUUCCCUCAGAUGGUCACGAUGGUGCAGAACGGACUUACCAGGUGGCCACCUUUCCACCACAAGAGUUUCGCAUAAAAAACGGCGACUCUGAAGAUUUCUUCAGGGACCAACAGCGCGCGCGACGAACACAAUCUCCAUCGUUUCCUCUUCCUCGGGGGGACGUCAGUCGCUACUACGCAGCUGCUCACAAUUUGCGCCCGCAACAGUUCGCUUACGCCUAUGAUGCUAACGGCAAGCCGAUGUCGUGGUCUCGCCUUCAGCGCGAGCAAGUUCAGUUGGAGCAGGAACACCUACAGGGAGAGUUUUUGGUGGCUGUGGAGCAGUUUCUCGAGCGUCCGCCGUCGAAGGCCGCGAUGUCUCAGAUGCGCGAGCUGAUACGGCGGCUCAACCUCAUGAUGGUUAUCAUCAAGAAGUAUGAACUCUGUCUGCCGCUGAAGCGUGAAGCAGCAGAAAAGGCGAAGGCUUACAUCGGUACGGCGCUCACGUACCCGUACCUCUACACGGCGUCCAUGUACGAGGCGUUCAAGCGCUACCCCAGAACGCCUGCGGGGCAGGCAUGGGACGCUCUUAACCCUGCAGACAGCCGCCGGCUGGUGUUGAUUAUCUUGUCGCUGAAGAUGCACGGCCAUGAACUAUUCUCGUUUAUGGGCACCGUUUGCCGGCUGUUCAACUCACUUAUGGAGCAGCUCGGUCUCUGCGAUGACCGCUGUGGCACUGGUGGACAUUGGUGUAAGCUGGGCAGUGAGUGCAGUCAGUUCUACCUUCACAUGGCCUUUUCACUGGACGAUGCUCAGCUCUUUCAAAAGUUCAUCACGCAGCAGCAACUCUUCGACAAACAGGACAUCUUCAAGUGGGAGGAUCUCCUCUAUACCCUCAUGCAGCAUCGCGAAAGGUUUAGGCCGUACUUCGCGGCUCUCUUGGCGAGGCGCCUCAAGGCGCGUGUGCAGAAGAGAUUGAUGAACUCGGCAGAUCAGCAAGCCUACCUGCCAGAAACCGUCAAGUAUCCCUGCGAGGAACGUUACUUCACCCGUCAGCUACUCGGUGAAUAUUCUGAAAUUUUUGGAGAGUCGGAAGCAGAAGAAUUCAACAGUAUGCUGCGUCACUGGCGAUACGGCGCAGCCCGGCAGGCACCUGGCACGGGCUCUGAGGAAGACAACAUUCUCCCGGCUCCGCUGCCUCCUGUUUCUGAGUCUCCGGCGGCAGAUUUCUGGUCUCUUCGAGACUGAAAGAAAAGGCACUUUGAAAGGUGGCGCUGUCCAUGGUCCUUGUCACCUUUUUCUGGUGCCAUUUCAAUAAAUCAAGACACGCAGUAAAUGCGACAUUGAGUACAAAACAGGUGAAGAGAGAGUUCAUGGCGUCUGCAUCUCUGCCCAGUCAUUCGCGUCUCACUAGUUUUUUCUCCUCUCUCCGUAGAGGGUUGACAUGCCGACGAAAACAGUUUGAUUUCGUGACGGUUUCAGACGACAGUGGGGUCCCAUGAGCCCUGGAAUACGGUCCCGUGUUAGGCUGAGACGGCGACGUCGGUUACAAC